This is a messenger RNA of Closterium sp. Naga37s-1, 4965 nucleotides long. NCBI's taxonomy places the organism in Eukaryota, Viridiplantae, Streptophyta, Zygnematophyceae, Desmidiales, Closteriaceae. The record is from the annotation of a GenBank genome assembly.
AUGAAGAUUAACGAAGAUUCGUCGCAGAACCGCUUCGAGGUCCCCGACGUCCUCGAGCCAGGGCUCGAAACCAAGGCCGUGCCGCUCUCCGUGAUUUCCGGGACGGCGGCGGAGGGUGACGUGACUCCUAUCCACCUGUCGUUCGGCGAGGGUCGGCGCGCAGUGGUGGCGAAAGAUCCGUUCGCCGUACACGUGUACCGCGGGGAGGAUCUGCUCAUGUCGUUCAACGGCAAGGGGCUGUUCGAGUUCGAGCACCGGCGCAACAAGACGGACCCCGCGCACGCGGAAGGCGGAGCUGCGGCGGAAGGCGGAGCGGCGGCGGCGGAAGGCGGGGAGAACGUUCUCGAGCAGCCGGUGGAGGGGGAGGGGGAGGCGAAGAGCGACGGCGGAGAGGCGGCGGAGGGAGACGAGCAUGAGGGGGAGAUGAUGUUGCAUGACGGGGAGGACGAGUCGUGGGAGGAGACGUUCAAGGGGCACUUCGACUCCAAGCCGCGCGGCCCCGAGGCCAUCAGCUUCGACUUCACCUUCCAUGGCGCGCAGCACGUCUAUGGCAUCCCCGAACGCGCCACCAGUCUCUCUCUGCGCCCCACAAAGGGCCCCGGCGUGCACAGCGAGCCGUACCGGCUGUACAACCUGGACGUGUUCGAGUACCUGCAUGAGUCGCCGCUUGGACUCCUCUCUCUGCGCCUCACCAGAGGCCCCGGCGUGCACAGCGAGCCGUACCGGCUGUACAACCUGGACGUGAUUGAGUACCUGCAUGAGUCGCCCUUCCCUUCGGGCUCUACUGAGUAUUUUCUUGUGCACUCCCCCCAUUUCCCCUCCCACCCCAAAUCCCAUUGCUUUCUUCUGCCUGUCAGCCUGUCCCUCGGCCCGACUAGAGGCCCCGGCAUGCACAGCGAGCCGUACCGGCUGUACAACCUGGACGUGUUCGAGUACCUGCAUGAGUCACCGCUUGAACUCCUCUCUCUCGGCCCGACUAAAGGCCCCGGCGUGCACAGCGAGCCGUACCGGCUGUACAACCUGGACGUGUUCGAGUACCUGCAUGAGUCGCCCUUCGGGCUCUACGGCUCCAUUCCCAUGAUGCUCGCGCACAGCGCCUCGCGCACGGCCGGCAUGUUCUGGCUGAAUGCAGCUGAGAUGUGGAUCGAUGUGCUGGCGAGUGCCGAGGACGUGACUGCGCCUGAGUCGCCCUUCGGGCUCUACGGCUCCAUCCCCAUGAUGCUCGCUCACAGCGCCACGCGCACGGCCGGGGUGUUUUGGCUGAAUGCGGCUGAGAUGUGGAUCGAUGUGCUGGCCAAGCCCGAGGACGUGCCUGUACCGGAGUCGCCCAUUGGGCUCUACGGCUCCAUCCCCGUGAUGCUCGCACACAGCGCCAACCGCACGGCCGGCGUGUUUUGGCUCAAUGCGGCCGAGAUGUGGAUCGAUGUGCUGGCCAAGCCUGAGGACGUGACUGUACCGGAGGUGACGACCCACUGGAUAGCUGAGAGCGGCAUCGUCGACCUCUUCUUCUUCCUGGGCCCGUCGCCGGCCGGCGUGGUUCGGCAGUACACGGCAGUCACAGGAACCACAGCCAUGCCGCAGCUGUUUGCGGUGGCGUACCAGCAGUGCCGGUGGAACUACAAGGACGAGGCGGACGCUCUGGCUGUGGACGCUGGCUUCGAUGAGCAUGACAUUCCCUAUGACGUGCUGUGGCUUGACAUUGAGCACACGGAUGGGAAGAGGUACAUGACUUGGGACUCAACGGACUUCCCCCACCCAGCUGACAUGCGGCACAAGUUCGCCGCCAAGGGGCGCAAGAUGGUCACCAUUGUGGACCCGCACGUGAAGCGAAGCUCCUGGGGGUACAUGACGUGGGACUCCACUCACUUCCCCCACCCGGCCGAAAUGCAGCAGAAAUUCGCAGCCAAGGGGCGCAAGAUGGUCACCAUUGUGGACCCGCACGUGAAGCGAAGCUCCUGGGGGUACAUGACGUGGGACUCCACUCACUUCCCCCACCCGGCCGAAAUGCAGCAGAAAUUCGCAGCCAAGGGGCGCAAGAUGGUCACCAUUGUGGACCCGCACGUGAAGCGAAGCUCCUGGGGGUACAUGACGUGGGACUCCACUCACUUCCCCCACCCGGCCGAAAUGCAGCAGAAAUUCGCAGCCAAGGGGCGCAAGAUGGUCACCAUUGUGGACCCGCACGUGAAGCGAAGCUCCUGGGGGUACAUGACCUGGGACUCCACUCACUUCCCCCACCCGGCCGAAAUGCAGCAGAAAUUCGCAGCCAAGGGGCGCAAGAUGGUCACCAUCGUGGACCCGCAUGUGAAGCGCGACGACGGGUACUCUCUGCAUAAGGAGGCGACUAAUAAGGGGUACUACGUGAAGGACUCGAGCGGCAAGGACUACGACGGGUGGUGCUGGCCCGGCAGCAGCAGCUACUUGGACGUGCUCAGUCCGGAGAUUCGUGACUGGUGGGCCGGCAAGUUUGCCUACUCCAGCUAUGGCGGGUCCACUCCGAACCUGUACAUCUGGAAUGACAUGAACGAGCCUUCUGUGUUCAACGGGCCUGAGGGGUACUACGUGAAGGACUCGAGUGGCAAGGACUACGACGGGUGGUGCUGGCCGGGCAGCAGCAGCUACUUGGACGUGCUCAGUCCGGAGAUUCGUGAUUGGUGGGCCGGCAAGUUUGCGUAUUCCAGCUAUGGCGGGUCGACGCCGAACCUGUACAUCUGGAACGACAUGAACGAGCCGUCUGUGUUCAAUGGGCCUGAGGUGACAAUGCCUAAAGACAAUGUGACUUUUGAGUCAACUCAAAAGUCACCUCACCAGGUGACAAUGCCUAAAGACAAUCCGCACCACAGGGGAGUGGAGCGCCGUGACGUCACCAUGCCCAAGGACAAUCUGCACUAUGGAGGGGUGGAGCACCGGGACGUGCACAACGCCUAUGGCUACUACUACCACCUCGCCACCGCCCACCCAGGGGCUCAAGACGUUCAUUCCCCUUCCCCUUCCCUUUCCCUCCCCCACCAGGUCACCAUGCCAAAAGACAACUUGCAUUUUGGGGGCGUGGAGCACCGCGACGUGCACAACGCCUACGGCUACUACUACCACCUCGCCACCGCCCAGGGGCUCAAGAUCCGCAACGGGCCGGGCAAUCUGGACCGUCCGUUCGUGCUCUCCAGGGCCAUCUUUGCGGGAUCGCAGCGAGUGGGGCCCAUCUGGACAGGCGAUAACACGGCUGACUGGAACCACCUCAGGGUGUCCAUCCCAAUGCUUCUCAGCCUUGGAUUGGCUGGCAUGGGCUUCUCAGGCGAUAACACGGCUGACUGGAACCACCUGCGGGUGUCCAUCCCCAUGCUGCUCAGCCUUGGAUUGGCUGGCAUGGGCUUCUCAGGUGCUGACGUGGGGGGGUUCUUUGGCAAUCCGAGUGCGGAGCUGCUGCUGCGGUGGUACCAGAUGGGAGUCUUCUAUCCCUUCUUCCGCGCCCAUGCCCACCUCGACACCAAGCGCCGCGAGCCCUGGCUCUUCGGCGAGCCGUACACCUCGCACAUCCGGGAGGCUGUGCGCAUGCGCUACGCGCUGCUGCCCUACCUCUACACCCUAAUAACCACCCUGUCCUCCCCCAUCCUCCCCCCCCUCCCAUGCAGCGAGCCCUACACCUCCCACAUCCGUGAGGCAGUGCGCACGCGCUACGCCCUCCUCCCCUACCUGUACACGCAGUUCCGCACCGCCUUCACGGCAGGCACGCCCCCCAUGCGCCCGCUGUGGUUCGAGUUCCCCUCCGACCCUCAGCUCUUCACCCACCAGGACUCGUUCCUGCUCGGCCCCUCCGUGCUUGUGCACCCGGUUACUGUGGAGGACUCGUUUCUUCUGGGCCCAUCUGUGCUCGUGCACCCGGUUACUGUGGAGGGUGCCACGUCAGUGAAAGUUUUGUUUCCGGGCAGCGAGUUCUGGUACGACCUGAAGACCGGGCAGCCGCACGCGAGUGGGGAGAGGGAGCUGCCUGUGUCUCUCUCAACAAUGCCUGUCUUCCAGCGCGCCGGCUCCAUCGUUCCGCGCAAGGACCGUGCCCGGCGCUCCAGCACGCAGAUGGAGAAGGACCCUUUCACGCUGGUGAUCGCACUGAACAGCAGCAUGGGGGCAGAGGGAGAGCUUUACAUCGACGAUGGCAAGUCCUACGCGUACGAGAAGGGCGCCUUCAUCCACCGCCGCUUCCUCUUCUCCAAUGGAGUCCUGCGCUCGCUCCCGCACCCCGAUGACGUGGCGGCAUCCCAUUCGCUGGGAGCGCAGCGGCAGGCGUUUGAGACGCCGUGUGUGGUGGAGCGGGUGGUGGUGUUCGGGCUGCCUCAGGAGAAGCUGGCAAGGAGCCGAGAAGCAGUGGUGGAGGGGACGGGGAUGCGAGUGGAGACCCCGUGUGUGGUGGAGCGGGUGGUGGUGUUGGGGCUGCCUCAGGAGAGGCUGGCGAGGAGCCGAGAGGCAGUGGUGGAGGGGACGGGCGUGCAAGUGGAGUGCCCUCCCCAGAUUUUCACCAACUCAUUUCUAUCGUCUACCUCUGAUCUCCCACUCACUCCGGUUUCGCACAUGUCUCCCUCUCUCUAUAUUCCCUUCCCUACCCCAUGCCACCCCACGUCCUCUGUCUGCUUGCAGGAGGAGGUGGGUCCGGCCUGGCUGCGACCAGGAGUGCCCUCCUCAUUUUCUAUUCCUCCCUCUUUGUGUUCAUUGCCGUCUUUCCAUCCCACCCUCAUGCCACCCCACGUCUUCUGCCUGCUUGCAGGAGGAGGUGGGUCCGGCCUGGCUGCGACCAGGAGUGCCCUCCUCAUUUUCUAUUCCUCCCUCUUUGUGUUCAUUGCCGUCUUCCAUCCCACCCUCAUGCCACCCCACGUCUUCUGCCUGCGUGCAGGAGGAGGUGGGUCCGGCAUGGCUGCGACCAGGAGUGCCCUCCUCGGUGUUGGUGGUCAGAGCGCCACGUGUGCCUAUCGCCUCUGA